Messenger RNA from Triticum aestivum (bread wheat), 492 nucleotides. RefSeq names its product non-classical arabinogalactan protein 31-like. The transcript has 3 exons. The record is from RefSeq and is a predicted model, not a curated record. Gene Ontology annotation, cellular component: cell periphery. The coding region runs from base 1 to 492 and encodes 163 amino acids. NCBI's taxonomy places the organism in Eukaryota, Viridiplantae, Streptophyta, Magnoliopsida, Poales, Poaceae.
AUGUCGUUUAAUAAAACAAUGUGCUACCCAAGUGCCUUCUUCUGUUCUCCCUCCGGAGUGCUCCUCUCUCUGCCCGGCACCGGCGCCUCCGCCGUGAACUUCACCAUCGGCGUGCAGGGCAUGGUCUGGUGCAAGACCUGGAGGUACAUCGGCUACACCGCCGACAUGGACGCCUCCCCGCUCCAAGGCGUGGAGGUGUACCUGCAGUGCCGGCACGGCCCGCGGCGGCUGAAGAAGUUGCCAGGGGCAUCGGGGCAGGGCGGCUACUUCACCAUCCAGUCGGCGCACAUGGCGUCCUUCACCAACGACGAGUGCAAGGUGUACGUGGAGAGCUCGUCGUCAACCGCGUGCGACCUCGCUGACGAACCUGCUGCCGGCGAGGGGCUGCCGCUCAAGUUCAAGACCUUCGUCCAGCGCGGCGACGGGCUGCAGGCGCUCUACUCCUUUGGCAACUUCUUCUUUCGCCCCAGCGACCCCAACAACUUCUACUGA